Bipolaris victoriae FI3 is the source of this 984-nucleotide messenger RNA. RefSeq lists its product as hypothetical. The record is from RefSeq and is a predicted model, not a curated record. Gene Ontology annotation, molecular function: 4-hydroxy-tetrahydrodipicolinate synthase activity. The transcript has a single exon. NCBI's taxonomy places the organism in Eukaryota, Fungi, Ascomycota, Dothideomycetes, Pleosporales, Pleosporaceae. Bases 1 to 984 code for a protein of 327 amino acids.
AUGGCAUCCAACGGUAACGGCACCAAUGGCCACACCAAGCAACGCACGCCUCUCCGACCAGGCAUCUACUCGCCUACCAUGACUUUUUUCAACCCAGAAACCGAGGAGCUAGACAUUCCAGUUAUCAAGAAGCACGCAGUACGACUUGCCGAGGCCGGCCUUGUCGGUCUGGUCACCAUGGGAUCAAACGGAGAGGCCGUGCACCUAUCGCGAGCCGAGAAGACUGCAGUCACUCGAGCCACACGUGAGGCUCUUGACGAGGCUGGCUACCAAAACGUGCCCGUCAUUGUAGGCGCAUCCGAGCAUGGCAUCCAGCUCACCAUUGAGCUGUGCAAGGAGGCCGAGGCCGCUGGCGGCGAAUAUGCCCUCAUUCUGCCCCCCAGCUACUACCGCUACGCCAUUGACGAAGACGCCAUCUACGAGUACUUUACCAAAGUAGCAGACGGCUCCCCAAUCCCCAUUAUGCUCUACAACUACCCAGGCGCCGUAGCCGGCAUCGACAUGGACAGCGAUCUCCUCAUCAAGCUCGCCAAGCACCCCAACAUUGUCGGCACAAAGUUCACCUGCGGCAACACAGGUAAGCUCACACGCGUGGCUCUGGCCACCAACGCCUGCACAGCAAAGUCCAACAGCGGCGGCUACAUGGCUUUUGGCGGCAUGGCCGACUUCACCGCCCAAACCGCUGCCAGCGGCGGCUCAGGCAUCAUUGCCGGCGGCGCAAACGUUAUCCCCAAGACGUGUGUCAAGGUGUGGAAUCUCUGGGCUGAAGGCAAGUACGAAGAGGCCUUUGAGCUGCAAAAAGUGCUCAGCAAGGGCGACUGGGUCUUGACCAAAUCUGCCAUCCCAGGCACAAAGUCGGCCAUUCAGUCAUAUUACGGCUACGGUGGCUACCCUCGCAAGCCCCUCAAGAGGUUGUCGCAAGAAAAGGUUGAUGCUGUUGCUGAGGGAAUCAAGGAGGUUAUGGAGGUGGAGAAGAGUUUAUAA